Messenger RNA from Salmo salar (Atlantic salmon), 734 nucleotides. RefSeq names its product 12-(S)-hydroxy-5,8,10,14-eicosatetraenoic acid receptor. NCBI's taxonomy places the organism in Eukaryota, Metazoa, Chordata, Actinopteri, Salmoniformes, Salmonidae. The record is from RefSeq and is a predicted model, not a curated record. Gene Ontology annotation, biological process: G protein-coupled receptor signaling pathway. Gene Ontology annotation, cellular component: membrane. Gene Ontology annotation, molecular function: G protein-coupled receptor activity.
ACACAUGAAUUUGGAGCUUGCUUAACUACCGUCAAACAGACCUGCUUUUCAUGUAAAGUAAGGAAAUCUUUGGAGCUGAGUACUUUGGAGGAAUGUUCCUUCUUCUGACAGUUUGACUGUAAAGAGGACCGCUUUUGACAAUGCAUAUUGUGGAUGACGAUCAGCCGAGUAAGAACUGCACAGCAGAGAAUCUACCACUGUGUAAUUUCUACCCCUCUGUGAUGAUUGUGAAAUUCUUCCUGGCUCUACCGCUCAACCUCUCAGUGCUUUCUUUUAUAUUCAAAAUGAAGUUCUGGAAAUCUAACAGCAACAACAAAGGGGAGUGGCGGAGUACAGAGGGUGGAACUUGCAAAGCCAUGUGGUUCAUGCUGUUUCUGAACUGAGGUGCCAGUAUCGCCUUCCUGACUGGGAUUUCAGUUGAUCCUUACUUUAAUGUAGUUCAUCCUGGGGAAAAAAAGUUCCUUAAGGUCUUCAAAAAGUCUCCUUAUAUCUCUGUCAUCGUCUGGCUACUGCUGCUCCCCCUGACUAUCCCAACCAUGCUGAAGACCUUUGAGUGCUGUAACAGUUAUGGGUGUAAAAAUGACACUCCGGUCGAGGACGUCACUGAAACUUUGAGAGAGGUUGUGUUUUUCGCCCAGAUUCUCAUCCCUUUCUUUGUGUUGGUCUACUUGUCACGUCCUGACCAUAGUAAGAUGUUAUUUUCUAUGGUAGAAUAGGUCAGGGCGUGACAGGGG